UCUUCGAGAGUUCUCAGCACAGGACGAUCGUCGCGCGUCAGUGAGCUCGUAAAUUAUUCCGAUUCGCACGCAGACACGACGAUCAACCGUCGAUGGGAUAAUAAGAGAAAACGUAAACGAGGAGUCGUUCGAUGAAACAAAUGCGGUCGCGAUUUCGCUCGCUGAAAUAAAGCGAUUAAGAUCCUCCUCGCGGGACUAUUUUUAGUCGAUUUUUUUCACGUCUCGGAGUUUACGAGGCUUCGAAAAUUCCUGAAAUAUAAUGUGAAGUGUCGAGCGUGGCAAGUGAGUGGUUCGUGCGAAAUUCAAAUCCAUCGAUCGAUCCUCGCUGCUUUGAGCCAGUCCCGCGGAGCUUUGCUCGUUCAAUUCUCUCGUACAAAAUUCAAAUUUAUUCAAACUUUUAUGAUUUUAUUGCGACGCGAACAUUGUUCGGAUGUCUCGAUAGUUUUAAAGCAUGAAAAUAGCGAUGAAAGUGAAAGUGUCCGUAAUUCCGAGCUUUUUAUAUUCCCGAUGGAAAAUCAUCGGUUCCCGAUCAACGGGAGCGUCACCGAUCGCCGCGUAGAUCCGCAACGAUUCAGUCACCGAGGUGUUUGAAUCUUCGUCAAGGUUCCCCAGUCCGUUGAUUUCAGUGCGCUCCCCGAAGUAGUCUUGCGCGAGCUUAAAUUUCUCCUUUCCCAUGUGAGCCGAUAAGCACCGCGGCCGAAGUUAGCGUGUCCCUCCAAUUAUAUUUCUGAUUAUGUGAAAAAACCGGUUAAACAAUGCGGGGAACGAAGUUUCGCAAUGUCGUCAAGUCAUCGGGAAUCGUUGCCCUCCUCGUUCUUCUAAUUCUCGCGGACAGUGCGACGUGCAUCAAGUGGCUAGCCGUCGGCAAAAUAACGGAGGGACGAGCCUGGACGAGGGAAAGCUGCACGAGCGCGAGGAGCUCCGGACUUCUCGAGAGGAAACAAGCCAGGGCAUGCAGAGCAGCCCCGGACAUCAUGCAAAGCUUCGUACAAGCGGCGAGGGACACCUCGGCCGUUUGUCAAACGGCCUUUCGCAAUCGCCGAUGGAAUUGCAGCAGCAUCGAACGAGCCCCUAAUUACACUCCUGACUUAGUUACGGGAACGAGAGAGCAAGCCUUCGUCUACGCGAUGUCAGCAGCCGCUGCGGUUUGGCGAUUGGCCCGAGGCUGCGCCCUCGGAAGUCUCGCAGCUUGUUCCUGUGCAACGCCACCCCGUCGAGAACCACCCUCACCCUCGGCCCUUACAUCCUCGACUUCUUUCACUUCGACGUCCGUCUCGUUCGGUGCAUUAUCCGCGAGGAACGCUUUCAAAUGGGGCGGUUGUGGCGACGACGUGAGAUCGGCUUCUCGGAUGGCCAAACGAUUCCUACAAGGCGCUAGCCCACCUGGCUCCGGAUCGACCGGCAAAUUUAUGCACGCCGUUAAUAUGCACAAUAACCGAGCUGGACGGAGGGCGGUCGAGCAAUCUCUGACUCUCGAGUGCAAAUGUCACGGAGUUUCCGGUUCCUGCAGCGUGCGAACUUGCUGGCGGGGUCUCGGAUCCAUUGGACCAGCCGCGGCCGGAGCUCGAUUGUUUCGACGAUACGCAACCGCUGCUGAAGUCAGACCCCGAUCCGGAAGCAGAUUGCCGCCGCUUUAUCACCACGAUAAUUUGCUUUAUACUACUAAAAGCCCGGACUAUUGUUUGCCGGAUAAAAAGCGAGGAAGCCUCGGGACGAUCGGAAGGCAAUGCAACGGGAGUAGCUCGGGUUACGAAGGCUGCGAGUAUCUUUGUUGCGGUCGUGGCCACGUAACAAAAACCGAAGAAAUACUCGAAAGAUGCGAGUGCAAGUACAUCAGCUGCUGUUACGUCAAGUGCAAAACUUGCAGAAAUGUCAUAACGACUUACGAGUGUAAUUGAAAACGGAAACCUCCCCGUUAGUCAUAGCUUUUUGUCGUCCAAUUUUCUUCAACGAAUUCCGAAUUUUCAUUCUCCAUUCAAGUUUUCUCAUGUCCAAGAGUGUCGACGAAACUGAGCAUCUAAACCGAAUUAAACGUCGUUGGAUCGUCUCUCAACAAUUAUAAACUGAAAAAAAAAAUUGAAUCAAUUUUCCUUAUUCUCGUUCGAGUAUUUCGAAAAAGCUGACGAACAAAAAUCUAACAUAAAGUAUCACUUUAGUGACCACUUUGUAUAAAUAGAAAUACAGAAAUGCGAGUCCGGCGUUUGUCUUUAAAAAAUGACAAAUUCCAGCACUUGGACAACCCCUGUCACAAACCUACUCCUUGACAUGGUUCACUUUCCAAAAGGAGGAUUCGACCUCCCAAAUAAGAAAAUUUUUUCUUAAUUCUUAAUGCUCUUCCACAUGCGAGAGUUUCAACAACAUCGAAAGUGGACACCAAACUGAUGUUUAUUUCAGUUGAAUAAACACGAAACGCAUUCGACCUUAAGUAUGCGUCAUAAUCGACCAAAAUGUGGAUAACUAACACGUAGACACCACGCUCCCUUUGAGGUCACACACCCACCACACUGGUGCAAAUUCGCACUUUGACUCCUCAAACUCUUUAUUUCAUUCAUGAAUGUGUGGAAUUAAUCUUACAACGAGACUUUUUAGGGGUAACAAUUCCUUAGUAAUCGAUUACAAUCAUUAAAAAAAAUGAAAAAUCAAAUUUUAUUGUAGAAAAAUGGCCAAAUUGAAGAAAGGAAUUUUAAAGUUCUAGACAAUUCAAAUUUUCGUGGGUACAAAUUUGCACCAGUGUGGUGUCUACGGGUUAGAUUCGAAAAAUUAUAUUACAUAUCCCGAUAUACCCAAACGAACUAUAUUUAUUAUAAACUCGUGUUUAUCUCGUCGUAUUUUAGGCGUUUACUGUCUCUACGUACUAUAUUGAUUGUAUUUAUAGUAGAAUUUAUUAUUCGUAUUAUUAUUAUUAAUAUUCAUUGUAACGAAAACGUAGAAAUGAUCAGCCGGUGCGAUAAAUAGUUAGAAACGAUGUGUAAAUAGCACUAUAUAUAUAUAUAUAUAUAUAUAUUUACUAUAUAAAUAUACUUCCGAAUGUAAGCCCUCAUCAUCUGAAUUAGUCAUAAUAAAUUCAUUCCAAUUUAUGAAAA
Venturia canescens is the source of this 3083-nucleotide messenger RNA. Its product is annotated as protein Wnt-11b-2-like. The transcript is spliced from 5 exons. The record is from RefSeq and is a predicted model, not a curated record. Gene Ontology annotation, cellular component: extracellular region. NCBI's taxonomy places the organism in Eukaryota, Metazoa, Arthropoda, Insecta, Hymenoptera, Ichneumonidae. Gene Ontology annotation, biological process: cell fate commitment; canonical Wnt signaling pathway; multicellular organism development. Gene Ontology annotation, molecular function: cytokine activity; frizzled binding. The coding region runs from base 756 to 1898 and encodes 380 amino acids.